ACAGAGAGAAGGAUCUCUCCAUGAACUAUGUACUACCUCUGCCAUCACUGCUUCACAAGGAGGAGAGAAGAGAAAUUGACAAAUGUAAACAGUGGUACGGCUGUGUUGAAGGAAAUUACCUCCCAGAACCACAGGCAUACUGCCAGCACAAAGACAUUCAUCUGUUUUUUUUUUUUAACAGUCUGACUCACGGGCAAGACCAAGGGGAGAGAGGGGAGACAAAGGGUAAACAAGAUGGGAGGAGUGCAAGCUGAUUAGAGGCUACACACAAACAGCAUUGGGAAGAGGGAAAGAGAAGAAGGACCCACAACAUCUGAAAGUUUUAAACCUACGAUCGUGAUCGGUGAUGCAAAUCAGCACUGGGCAUUCCUCCAACGUGUGGAAGGGAAAAGAAAUUUCACAUCCACUUCUUCAGAGCGACACAGAUAAAGGAUCUGCCUCUGAGGGAAGGAAUUCUUUCAGAGUUGGGCCGGGUGGACACAUAAAAAUGUGAGCAAGAUAUGGAUGAAGAUUUUUACUAAGAAAUGAGUGAAGACUGCAGCAUGGUGGACACUGAGCUGUACAAAAUACAGCUUUUGCGACGACAGAAGGAAGCAACAGCUUUGAAAAUAACUCGACAGAAUAAAUCAAAGAGCAACUUAAUGGCAUAAUGGUUAUUGUCAAGACCAGAUGUUUUUGUGGACAAUAAAAAUGACAAGCAUUCUGACUGCCUGUGAGAACUACAGAAAGUGAAGAUUCACAGCAUCUCUCCAUGGAGGUUCCAACCGUUCUGGAAUAAUUUCCCAUACUGAAGUUAGUCCUGAAUUUUUUUUCGUCAUUAUACUUUUCCUAAAAUCCUAUACUGAUGGUCAGCGAUAGGGAUUUGUUUGCACACUGCACAAGGGAGGAAGCAUUCUGUGCACAGACACCGAACUGUCCUAUGCUACUGUGUGCCCUCCUCUGGUGGAUACAGUGACCAUGCUGACCAAGUCUGCAGCACCACAAAAGUCAGAGUCUCGACCCACACUAAGACCUGCUGUAACUUCUGCAGCGCCAUGUCUCAGCCAGUGGUGGCUGCACUCCAACAAAACAACUCGCAAACAGGAGAGGCACCUGAGAUUCAGCUGAAAUGGGCGGCCCUGCUCAUCAUCAUUUUUAUCAUCCCUACGAUUGGAGGCAAUAUCCUGGUCAUUCUUGCAGUGUCCCUCGAAAGAAAACUGCAAAAUGCUACCAACUACUUUCUGAUGUCACUUGCCAUGGCAGAUCUACUGGUGGGACUCCUAGUGAUGCCCAUUGCCAUGAUCACUGUUCUCUACAAUUCUGACUGGCCUCUUCCAGAGUUUCUCUGCCCUAUCUGGCUCUUCCUGGAUGUGUUAUUUUCCACUGCAUCCAUCAUGCACUUAUGCGCCAUUUCACUGGACCGCUAUAUUGCUAUCAAGAAGCCCAUCCAACACAGCCAGAACAAAUCCAGAGCUAAAGCGAUGGCCAAGAUAGCACUCGUGUGGCUCAUAUCCAUUUGUAUAGCAAUUCCAAUUCCUAUUAGAGGGCUCAGGAGUCACCAUCUACCAAACAACAUCACCUUCAACAACAACCACACUUGCCUGCUGAAAACAGACACCUUCCGGGAGUUUAUCAUGUUUGGCUCCUUGGCAGCAUUUUUCAUCCCUUUGAUGAUCAUGAUGGUCAUCUAUCUACUCACCAUCAAAGCACUGCACAAAAAAGUUUAUCUGCUGAGGUCAAAGGUGAAGCAACGGUUUACUUGCCCAACAGUCUGUGUGGUUUUUAAACCUGACCAAACUCAAACACCAUCUGCAGCUGAGCAACAGAUCAUGCUGGAGAACAAAUCGCCCAGGAAGCAAGAAAAGCCAAACACGGUCACUGAAAAUAAUACAGGAGAGAAUGUGCCAUUUCGCAGAAUGUCCAGCAUGGGCAAGAAAUCGAUGCAAAAUCUCAGCAAUGAGCAGCGCGCCUCAAAGGUGCUAGGAAUUGUCUUUCUCCUGUUUGUAGUCAUGUGGUGCCCCUUCUUCAUCACCAAUAUCACGUCUGUACUGUGCACCAGCUGCGAUGUUAAAAUAAUAGCCCGACUCAUGGAGGUCUUUGUUUGGGUCGGUUAUGUGUCAUCAGGUAUAAAUCCGUUGGUCUACACUCUGUUCAACAAAACCUUCAGGCAAGCAUUCACACGUUACAUCACCUGCAACUACAAACACUGUACUAGCUGUGGGCUUGGGAGGCAUCCAGGGACAUCAAAUGCAGAUCGAACCCUGACACGGAUUUCUUUCAGGCCUUCCAUGACAGAAAACUCUAAACUGUUUGUGAAACGAGGAAUGAAAAAUGGUAUUGGAACAGCGAGCUACCGAAGUCCACUGCGGCGCAGGCAAGCACCUGCACAGACAUGCAGUGGUGUUGUAAUAGACACACUGUUCCUGACUGAAAAUGAAAAUGGUAAACAGGGGGAACAUGUGAGUUCUUUAUAAAACUAUUAAUCCAAUUAAAAGAAACACUUGAACAGUA
Messenger RNA from Thalassophryne amazonica, 2490 nucleotides. RefSeq names its product 5-hydroxytryptamine (serotonin) receptor 2B, G protein-coupled (gene htr2b). Gene Ontology annotation, cellular component: plasma membrane; dendrite. The transcript is spliced from 4 exons. Gene Ontology annotation, molecular function: neurotransmitter receptor activity; G protein-coupled serotonin receptor activity. Gene Ontology annotation, biological process: G protein-coupled receptor signaling pathway, coupled to cyclic nucleotide second messenger; regulation of behavior; heart development. The coding region runs from base 1035 to 2453 and encodes 472 amino acids. Lineage: Eukaryota; Metazoa; Chordata; Actinopteri; Batrachoidiformes; Batrachoididae. The record is from RefSeq and is a predicted model, not a curated record.